Osmerus eperlanus (European smelt) is the source of this 3782-nucleotide messenger RNA. RefSeq names its product MyoD family inhibitor (gene mdfi). NCBI's taxonomy places the organism in Eukaryota, Metazoa, Chordata, Actinopteri, Osmeriformes, Osmeridae. Bases 548 to 1471 code for a protein of 307 amino acids. The record is from RefSeq and is a predicted model, not a curated record. The transcript has 5 exons.
GCAAAUGCCACUGAUAGAGGAGGACGGAGCAGGGAUUUUUAAUUUGAGCAACCUUUUUGUAGGCUGUGCUAAACGAAUAUAUUAAUAAAUCAAAUGAGUCAAUGACACGUUUGCACAAGUUUAAACUGUUUUAGAACGGUCGCUAGUCCUGUUAGAACUUUGCAACAGUUGUGAAAGUUUCUCUCCAGACAAAAGGCUGCCCUGAGAGCUGACUGGAGCCUACGCUACAUCUGUCUAGACGGGGACUGUAGGCAGUCGAAGAGUUUCCUAUCGGACGAAGGGAGAACUUUAGGACAGUAAAAUCACCCAUGCGGAGACAAUGCGAUAAAGCCCUCUGAGCGAUUUGGUGACGAGGAGUAAAGGAUUUGUGACUUGGGACUGCGAAAACUAUUCGUGCAGAGCUGCGUAAAGGACGGGAAAGUUCGAUGAGAGUAAGCUACCUGGAUAGGGUCAGAGAAUGAAUUGGUGAAACAACGAGUGCACUGUGUCCCAGAUAGCAAUAAGGCUCUCCUCCAGAGCCCCUCCCUGACCAGAGAGAGCUGUGCCCAUGGAUGAGGAGAGACGUUCCCCCACCACCGCCCCAGAGCCCCCAGAUGAUGGGGACCCACACCCAACCCCUCCUCACCCCAAUCCGCCAACAUGUAGUGAAACAGAGCCCAGCCCCAGCCCUAGCACCAGCCCCAGUACAGAUGUGGACGGGAACAAGGAACCCCUCAUACACAGGGUAAAGGUCACACCAGAAGGGUUGCUAGGAGACGACAAGGACAAUGGCAACAACAACAACAGCCUGUCGCAACCGGACCUGACAACACCUAGCAAGAGUAUAACAUGUCAACCUGUGGCCCGAUCCACCCCUCUCUGCCCCAUCCAGCCCACCAUUACCCAGCCCACCAGCCAGCUGCGCAAUGGAGCCAAGCCCCACACACACAUACACUGCACUCACGCACCCCGCACCCAUACCCCUCAAAUACACACACACGCAGUUCAAACUCACACGGCCCACGCCAACGGGGUGAGGAACGGCUGUGUUCACGAGCGGCCCACUCUGGGUUCCCUGCCGCGAGCCGCCUCCUCCUCCUCCUCCUCUUCCUCCACAGGGAUGAAGAACCCUAAGAAGCUGCGGUCCAACCCCUCCAUCACCUCCCAGGGAAGCAAGAGGAGCAAGAGUAGCUCCAAGAGCACCAGCUCCCAGAUCCCCACAGAGGCACAGGAUGACUGCUGUGUCCACUGCAUCCUAGCCUGCCUGUUCUGCGAGUUCCUGACUCUGUGUAACAUCAUGCUGGACUGCGCCACCUGUGGCUCCUGCGCGGGGGACGACUCGGCCUGUUUCUGCUGCUGCUGCGGUUCCGAGGAGUGUGGGGACUGUGACCUCCCCUGCGACAUGGAUUGUGGUAUCAUCGAUGCCUGCUGUGAGUCUGCAGACUGCCUGGAGAUCUGCAUGGAGUGCUGCGGCCUCUGCUUCUCCUCCUGAGCCCUCCGCAACUCCAGGAGGCGCCACCGUUUUGUUACUUUAGACACAGAGAUACAACCUGGAUCAGUGUGUAUCGAGGGCUGGGUCUUCUUGACCCGCCGGCCUGUCUCCUUGCCAGUCCCUUUAGGCCCAAGUCUUAGACUGGCCGUGGGCUUGAGAACACUGGUUUGGGUAGAGAUAUCCCAAAAGCUUUUUGGAGUGGGUUCCAAUGCAAGAACUUUGAGCUGAUGUUGAAAUUUGGACCAUGUGUGGACUUGAGCAGACCAUUAUUUUGACCAAUCUGAGGACGCUGUCCCAGACCCAUCCACUCUGGAGCCUGUCAUGAUGAGAGAAGCCAGUGGGAGGUCUGCUGUGGUGUUGGUCGGUUUCUGAUCACAGCACCUCAGUGGUGGUGGUUCUAUCUGGUUCUGUCUGGUUCUGUCUGGGCUGGGCCUUUGGACCCUGGGUGCAGCGGGCCUUAUUACAGCAGAGCCCGCUGUGCCUCCACAGUGGUCCUGAGCGGCCAGGCACAAUGACCGCAGCUCUCCAUGCAUGAAAAUGACCUCCACAGCAAAUGAGAAAAUGGCUCCAUUUAACAGGAUUUGAGUGUUUCUGUAGAUAAGACACGUAGAGUAAUGGGGGAAAGGCCUCUCAGAGCUGGCUAGGGGUCUCGUUUGUCCUUCACAAGGUUACUGUCUUGAUGGCCUAUUGCUGGCAGUCACUUCCUCAAGGCACACACUACGUGACGAGGAUGUGUUCAUGGCAGUCUGGCACACUGUGCAUUCUGUUAACAAGAACUACUCUCAGCAAUUAUCAGCCAUGAUACCGGAGCACGGCGCUCCCUCUCCCCUGGAGAGGCCGCCUGGAGAAGCAGUCAUGAGGCUCAAGGCUUUAAGCCAGGUGGUCCAGGUGUUUGGAGAAGGUCCAGGUGGUGGGAGACAGUGAGCCUGAAACAUCCUCCUCCCUGGCCAUGUGAAGGAGGAGGUCUUCAUCUUACGGCUUUUCUCCUUCACUUCCAUAUUUGUUGUCUAACAGCCCCUGGUGCUCUUUAAUGAGGUCCUCCAUGCUGUUACUGUACUAACGGGUAGCAGACUGGAAGGCAGCCACAAGCCUGUCUCUGUGAACACACAGGCAUCCAGGUCUCCACUCUCACUGCCAAUCUUCUCUUAAUCCUUUUUUUUUGGGGUCGAUUUUUGUUGAGAUAUUUUGCAUUUCUCAUUUAAUGUGAAAGUGCCAUUUCUAUGUUAUCAGGACCAGCCUGCCCCCCAUAAAGCAGUCCCUCCUUCAGACCUCGUUAACUCCCGUACUGAAUAUCUUCCACGCGAUAAGUUUGAUCUUUCUGCUGCUGCAGACUCCUGAAUGGUACGUUUAUGUUAAUGGCUACAGAUUGGGGCUUGUUACUUUUCUCGGGUCCAGUUCUGCAGAUGUGUUCUGUUACAGAUGCGUGUUCACUGGAUCUACAUCUCUCUCUCUGAUCCAGCUCUGUUCACAGAGGAUCACCAGGACAUAGCAAUGAAUAGACUUUUGCCACAUCUCAAAGUACAGUUACACCAUAAUGGUAAAAAAAUAUGUACGUUUGACUUUAGGUAAUGUUAUGCAAACUCAAACAAGCUUUUGCAUUCAUGCUAAGUUGAUAAGUGGUCCAUAUCAAUGUUGAACUGGGUCUUACUGGCAGAGCGUGAAUAGAAGAAUACUGGCAAUAAGGAAUGAUAGUAGAUAGAUCUUAGUAUCUACAUGUCAGAUCCCUGCAGUAGUGUAUGUGUUUUAUGGAUGAUAGGGCUGGGAUGACGUAACCUUUAUUCAUGUUCUGUCGCCCAAAAUUAUUCUAUUUGGUUGUUUUAUUCAUAUGUGUCAGAACCUUUGUUUAAUAGAGAUAAAAGGAUGUUUUUGUCUUUAUUUCUUUCAUCUCAAAUGUGCAGUUCAAAAACAGUGGACUAUGAAUUUAUCUUAUUUUUGGUGAUUCUCUGUUGUGUUCCUCUAUGCUGUGAAGAGAGACUACAAGUAUGCAGAGGCCUUUGCUGCCUUCCCUGACAAACACACACACACACAACCACAUAAUAUUAAUUCUCAUUCCCAUAAAAGUGAACUGGACAACAACCAACAUAUUCAGCAGAUUGUUCUCAAUUUUGUGUCCACUGACUUGGUACCCUAACCCUAGCCACCCCUGCCCUUUAGAGACUUCUCCUCUCUGAAGAUGGCCAAGAUCUCAUGGACAUGCGGAUGCAAUGCUGCCUGGCUUUGCUUGAAGCAGUCUGCUUUGUGAUAUGUUCUCAACAUGUGUUGUGUAGAGUCUUACACCUUGUUGUGUAAUAAAAGGACAAUGUAAACAGGA